Molecule: messenger RNA, 2309 nt
Organism: Thunnus maccoyii (southern bluefin tuna)
Lineage: Eukaryota; Metazoa; Chordata; Actinopteri; Scombriformes; Scombridae
Product: V-type proton ATPase subunit d 1
Exons: 8
Coding region: 93-1145 (350 amino acids)
Biological process (GO): vacuolar transport; proton transmembrane transport; vacuolar acidification
Cellular component (GO): vacuolar proton-transporting V-type ATPase complex; plasma membrane proton-transporting V-type ATPase complex; lysosomal membrane
Molecular function (GO): proton-transporting ATPase activity, rotational mechanism
Source: RefSeq, a predicted model, not a curated record
UCAGAUGACGGUCACAUGGUUCAGUCAGCUGACGCUAACCAGCCGGACGGACGGUUCUCCUGCGGUAGAGAAGGAUCUGACGGUCGGACAGGAUGCCUUUCUCCGAGCUGUAUUUUAACGUCGAUAACGGCUACCUGGAGGGGCUGGUCAGGGGCUUUAAAGCGGGGAUACUGUCCCAAGCGGAUUAUCUAAAUCUUGUUCAAUGCGAGACCCUAGAAGACCUGAAGCUCCACCUGCAGAGCACAGACUAUGGCAGCUUCCUGGCGAACGAGGCAUCUCCUCUCACCGUGUCCGUCAUUGACGACAAGCUGAAGGAGAAGAUGGUGGUGGAGUUUCGCCACAUGAGGAACCAGUCCUAUGAGCCGCUGGCCAGCUUCAUGGAUUUCAUCACGUACAGCUAUAUGAUCGAUAACGUCAUCCUGCUGAUCACGGGCACCCUGCACCAGCGGGCCAUCUCUGAACUGGUGCCAAAGUGCCACCCGCUGGGCAGCUUCGAGCAGAUGGAGGCGGUCAACAUCGCUCAGACUCCCGCCGAGCUCUACAACGCCAUUCUGGUGGACACACCCCUUGCUGCAUUCUUCCAGGACUGUAUAUCUGAACAGGACUUGGAUGAAAUGAACAUUGAAAUCAUUCGUAACACACUUUACAAGGCUUAUCUGGAGGCUUUCUAUAAGUUCUGCUCCAACCUGGGAGGAACCACGGCUGACACCAUGUGUCCUAUUCUGGAGUUCGAGGCCGACAGAAGAGCCUUCAUCAUCACCAUCAACUCGUUUGGCACAGAGCUGUCUAAGGAGGACCGUGCCAAGCUCUUCCCCCACUGCGGCAAGCUUUACCCAGAAGGCCUUGCUCAGCUGGCCCGGGCUGAUGACUACGAGCAGGUCAAGGCUGUGGCUGAUUAUUAUCCUGAAUAUAAACUGCUGUUUGAAGGUGCCGGCAGCAACCCGGGAGACAAAACACUGGAGGAUCGCUUCUUCGAGCACGAGGUGAAGCUGAACAAGCUGGCCUUCCUCAACCAGUUCCACUUCAGUGUUUUCUACGCCUACGUCAAGCUGAAGGAGCAGGAGUGCAGGAACAUCGUCUGGAUCGCCGAGUGCAUCGCCCAGCGGCACCGCGCCAAGAUCGACAACUACAUUCCUAUCUUUUAAACCCCCCCCCCCACCCCACCACCGCCUUCUCCUUCAUCCCAUCGGCAUUUCAUUCAGUCCUACAUCUUGAACAGUGUCUCCAAUCCCACCUCGGUGUUAAAGAUCCUGACGCCUCGAUGCUAAAUUUCUUCCAUUCUUUACUCGGUGGUGUAAAUUGGUUCUCGACACCUGAGUUGGUUGUUGUAAAGCAAGUUCCAGUCAGGCUCAUUAUUGCUUACAAAGUGUAAAACAUAACCAACUUUAAGUUUUUAACUCAAAGAAAAGAAUGAUAUAAAUCUGGUGCAAGAAAGGUGGCUGGGGCAUGUUGUAACCAGCUCCCCAGGUAAGCUGUGGUAUCAACUCAUUUGACUUUCAAAACACUUAACUCCUAUUGUCUAAACGUUCUCAGGCUCAGUGUGUUGUGUUUUGAAGCACACCCUGUCCGCCUGACACAUCAGCUGGUAAAAUAAACCAGAAGAAGAGUUUGCAACAGCAAAGCCUUGGAGUGGGUGAAGCUUAAAUUCAUUUUUCCCCUGAACUUCCAGCACAUAAACACUAAUCACCUUUUUGAGAUUAUGUUCAUCUCCAGGCGAAUGAAACAGUUAAAGGUCCAGUAUAUUUAUUUCUGGAUUUAUCAUGUAUCAAAAUCAUUUAAAAAGACAAAAAUUAACGUCCCAACUCUGACCCUCAGAUUGUCCAACUCCAAAUGGACAUGAAAACAUUCCUCUGCUCAGUACCAGAACCACCAGGCUCUAUAUAACCUGUAUUUAUUUUUGUUUUAGUGCUAGGUUUUGUCAGCAUGUCUGGUUGUUACUGUGGUUUUCCCCAAAAACUAACGAGUGAGAUGUGUGUGAGCCCCGCCCGAUUUGUUGUCUUAACUAGAUUGUUGUCGGAUAUUAAAAAUACAAUCCAGCUGAACAGGAGUUUUCUGUCCGUCACUGCUCCUGUUUGAUCUCUGGAAUGAGGCAAAAUAUUGUGAGUAUAUGACAGACGUAAUGUUUAAACUAUAAAAAGAUAUAUAGAUAUUUAAAGAUGACUAUAUGAUUUUGUUUUUCUCAUGCUGUACAAAUUGAUUUGUUGCUGUUUUGAUCUGUUUCUUACUUGUGAAAUGUGUAUUGUAAAUGUGAAAAAAAUAAACAGACUAAACUGCACUGAUGCAGCUCUGGAGAAACUAAAAAAUGGCUU